AUGUCGGCUGAUGUGGGCUGCUCUGAGGAAAUGUUAACCAUCAUAGCCAUAUUGUCGGCACAAGUUGACAAACUGUUCAAGAGACCAAAGAAGAAGAAAAUGGAAGCCGAUUUAAAGAAGAAGACGUUCGACUGUCCGGAAAGCAACAUCACAUCCCGAGCCUGGUGCAAGGAAUUCUAUUUGGAUUGGAAAACGCUGGAGGAAGCCUACGAAAUCAGGUGUCAACUGUCGACGAUGUUGGAUGAGAAGAAAAUUCAGAGAAAGAGUUGCGACGAUGAUAUGACCAAAGUUCAGAUUGCAAUCGCUUCCGGUUCGUUCCGUAAAAUUGCCUGGAAGACGUCCCGAUACGCUUAUUUCACAUUUUCGAGUCCGCGAGAUGACCCGGUGCUCAUACAUCCAUCCAGUGUCUUAUUCACAGCCAGUCCGUCAGUGGUGAUUUACAACAGUAUCAUAAAGACGAAAAAGGCGUACAUGAGCCAAGUGUUGCAGAUCGAAAUCGAAUACAUUCAGCGGUAUGCUCCGAAUUUUUACCGGAAGCUUUCACAGGUUCUGCCGUACAAUUUGUGUGGCACACACACAAUGGAGGAUGGCCAAUAUGAUGUGUAUGAUUGUGUAUCAUUGUUGCAGGACCAUUAUUGA
Bradysia coprophila is the source of this 639-nucleotide messenger RNA. RefSeq names its product putative pre-mRNA-splicing factor ATP-dependent RNA helicase mog-5. Gene Ontology annotation, cellular component: catalytic step 2 spliceosome; intracellular anatomical structure. Gene Ontology annotation, molecular function: helicase activity; RNA binding. Gene Ontology annotation, biological process: spliceosomal complex disassembly. The record is from RefSeq and is a predicted model, not a curated record. NCBI's taxonomy places the organism in Eukaryota, Metazoa, Arthropoda, Insecta, Diptera, Sciaridae.